GUGGGAUCCUCGUCAGGCAGCAUCAGGACCACAAGCAUCUCCAUCGGCGUUGUCCUCCUGACGUCACGGAUGCUUUUUAGUGCGCAAACCGAAUAGACGAUCUUUGUCCGACCAAAAAAAAGGCUCCCGUCCGCGGUGUGGGGGUGGAGGGAGGCUUUUUUUUUUUUUUUUCCCCUCCGGUGAUGCUCACCGCCCCCCGGUGGGAUGCACAUCAGUGUUUGGCCCUGCUCGCUCCCCGUCGUCAUGGCCGCGCUGUACCAGGGCACCGACGCCUCCUCUCCGGAUAAAUUCCUGGCCCUGAAAGACGUGAGGGAGGUGAAGGAGGAGACCACCCUGGACGAGAAGCUCUUCCUGCUGGCCUGCGAGAAAGGCGACUACUACAUGGUGAAGAAGCUGCUAGAAGAGAACCGCCACGGGGAGAUCAACGUCCACAGCGUGGACGUGCUGGGCCGAGACGCCAUCACCAUCGCCAUCGAGAACGAGAACCUGGACAUCCUGCAGCUCCUGCUGGAGCACGGCUGCCAGGCCACCGAUGCCUUGCUGGUGGCCAUCGACUCUGAGGUGGUGGGAGCGGUGGACAUCCUCCUCAACCACAGACCCAGACGCUCCUCCAAGCCCUCCAUCGCCGUGCGUGCUCCACUCCGACCUCUUCUCUCGCCGGGGCUCCCCUUUCAUUGUCCCGUCUGCUCCGCCCCCUUGCAGAAGUUGAUGCAGCGCAUCCAGAACCCGGAGUACUCCACCACCAUGGACGUGGCGCCCGUCAUCCUGGCAGCGCACAGGAACAACUACGAGAUCCUCACCAUGCUGCUGAAGCAGGACAUCUCGCUGCCCAGGCCGCACGCCGUCGGCUGCGAGUGCACGCUCUGCAACGCCAAGAACAAGAAGGACAGUCUACGCCACUCCAGGUUCCGGCUGGACAUCUACCGCUGCCUGGCCAGCCCCUCCCUCAUCAUGCUGACGGAGGAGGACCCCAUCCUCAGGGCCUUCGAGCUCAGCACGGACCUGAAGGAGCUGAGUCUGGUGGAGGUGGAGUUCAGGAACGACUACGACGAGCUGGCCAAGCAGUGCAAGAUGUUCGCCAAGGACCUGCUGGCUCAGGCUCGCAACUCCAGAGAGCUGGAGGUCAUCCUCAACCACACGUCCAGCGAGGACCCCGUGGACAAGAGGGGCCUCCUGGAGGAGCGCAUGAACCUCAGCCGCCUCAAACUGGCCAUCAAGUACAACCAGAAGGAGUUUGUGUCUCAGUCCAACUGCCAGCAGUUCCUCAACACGGUGUGGUUCGGCGAGACGGCCAGCUACCGGCGCAAGCACACGUGUCUGAAGAUCUCCACCGUGCUGAGCGUGGCCGUGCUGUGGCCGCUGCUCUCCGCCUGCUACCUGCUGGUGCCGCGCUCCCGCGUGGGCCAGGUCAUCCACACGCCCUUCGUCAAGUUCAUCAUCCACAGCGCCUCCUACUUCACCUUCCUGCUGCUGCUCAACCUCUACUCGCUGGUCUACAACGAGGGCAAGAAGAACACCAUGGGCCCCGCGCUGGAGAUGAUCGAUUACCUGCUCAUCCUCUGGAUCAUAGGAAUGGUGUGGUCGGAUGUGAAGCGUCUUUGGUACGGAGGUCUGGAGGACUUCUUGGACGAGUCCAGGAACCAGCUCAGCUUUGUCAUGAAUUCCCUUUACCUGGCGACCUUUGCCCUCAAGAUUGUGGCCCACAGCAAGUUCAAGAAUGUGGAGGAAACGGAGAGGAAGAACUGGGACGCCUUCCAUCCCAUCCUGGUGGCUGAAGGCCUGUUUGCCUUCGCCAACGUCCUCAGCUAUUUGCGUCUGUUCUUCAUGUACACCACCAGCUCCAUCCUGGGCCCGCUGCAGAUCUCCAUGGGUCAGAUGCUGCAGGAGUUUGGGAAGUUCCUGGGCCUCUUCCUGCUGGUCCUCUUCUCUUUCACCAUCGGACUGACUCAGCUCUACGGAAAGGACCAGAAAGAUGUGGAAAAGAAGCCGCCCAGCAACUGCCAGGGCAUCUUCUGCCAGCAGCAGAGCAACGACGCCUUCCACAGCUUCAUGGGCACCUGCUACGCCCUCUUCUGGUACAUCUUCUCUCUGGCGCACGUGGCGCUCUUCGUCACACGCAUCAGCUACACGGAGGAACUGCGCUCCUUCGUGGGCGCCAUGAUCAUCGGGACCUACAACAUCGUGGUGGUGAUCGUGCUCACCAAGCUGCUGGUGGCCAUGUUGCACAAGAGCUUCAGACAGAUCGCAAACCACGAGGACAAGGAGUGGAAGUUCGCCCGGGCCAAACUGUGGCUGAGCUACUUUGACGACAAAUGCACGAUGCCGCCUCCCUUCAACAUCCUGCCCUCGCCUAAGACCGUGUGCUACCUGCUGACCUCCAUCAGCAAGUGGGUGUGCUCCCACACCUCCAAAGGCCGCGUCAAGAGACAGAACAGCCUCAAGGAGUGGAAGAACCUGAAGCAGAAGCGUGACGAGAACUACCAGAAGAUCAUGUGCUGCCUGGUGCACCGCUACUUGACGUCCACGCGGCAGAAGAUGCAGAGCACGGACCAGGCCACCGUGGAGAACCUCAACGACCUGCGACAAGACCUCUCCAAGUUCCGCAACGAGAUGAGAGACCUGCUGGGCUUCCGGACCUCCAAGUACGCCAUGUUCUACCCGCGGAGCUAGAAGGGUCCCGGACUCCGACCAGGGAAGUGACUUCACUAUUUAUCUGCUUUUUGUCAACACAUCAAUAAAUAUUGGAUGUCUUCACCCA
This is a messenger RNA of Nerophis ophidion (straightnose pipefish), 2758 nucleotides long. RefSeq names its product transient receptor potential cation channel, subfamily C, member 1 (gene trpc1). Gene Ontology annotation, molecular function: protein binding; inositol 1,4,5 trisphosphate binding; store-operated calcium channel activity. Gene Ontology annotation, biological process: calcium ion transmembrane transport; regulation of cytosolic calcium ion concentration; manganese ion transport. The coding region runs from base 205 to 2670 and encodes 821 amino acids. The transcript has 12 exons. The record is from RefSeq and is a predicted model, not a curated record. Gene Ontology annotation, cellular component: membrane; cation channel complex. NCBI's taxonomy places the organism in Eukaryota, Metazoa, Chordata, Actinopteri, Syngnathiformes, Syngnathidae.